Molecule: messenger RNA, 2685 nt
Organism: Amoebophrya sp. A25
Lineage: Eukaryota; Dinophyceae; Syndiniales; Amoebophryaceae
Source: the annotation of a GenBank genome assembly
CUUGGACUUGCGCGAUGACCUGUGCCGGCUUGUCUUCUGCGUCGGGGUACCUUUUCCACCUUUCAAAGACGUCUUCGUGAUGGAAAAGAGAAACUACAAUAACGUCUUGGUGGAUAAAGUGAAACGAGAAAAGAUAAAGAUGUUUGCCAAUACGAGUCCGGCAGCGCAUUCUUCAUUGCCGAAGGCGUCAGCGACUUCUUCUUCUAGCACAUCAACUACCAAAGGGCCAACAACUGUCAAAGAAAAAGAGGAGCGUGCUGCUGCAGCUAGAAGUCGAGUUUUGGCAAGGGCUGCUUUGAUGGCAAAUAACGUUGCGCAACCGGCGCAAAAUCAACAGCCUGGAUUCGGACAGCCGCAGAAUCAACAGCCGGGAUUCGGAGGAGCCACUACAGUCGUGCCAGCUUUCAACACCUCAACAAGUUCAUCAGGCUUCGGCUUCGGUGGCACAGCUGCAGUUGUCAAGAAUGUUGCAGGAGCACGAGGUGUUGCGAAUACAACUACGACGUCAGCAACAAGUUCAUCAGGAGGUGGCUCCACUUUUGCCUUUCAUCAGGUAAACAGUCGCAUUGGUGCAGCGCCGAUGACCACAGGUCAACAACCUCAAGGCUUUGGGUUUGGAUUUUCUGGGUCAGUCGUAGCGCCAGUUGGUGGCUUUGGUUCUCUAGCAUUUGGAUCAGGAAUGACCUUUGGAGGUGGUUUUGGUUCUACGACAGGAGGAAAUUAUGCCUUCGCACAACCACCUUUCAACAAAGGAGUAGGCUUUGGGGCUCCUCCUGGCGGUGCAAAUAAAGCGAAUCAAGUCUCGAGUACUUCAGGAAAUAAAGAAAAGUCAGCGACGAGUUCAAGCUCUUCAGGAGCCAACGCGGUCCCAGGUUCUUCAGGACUGCCUCCGAAAAACGAAAGUGGAGCUGUGGGUCCAAUUGCAAAGACGGAUGAAGAGAAAAAACUGAAUCCAGCAGCAUCGAUUGAAACUGUUGUCAAUUCAGAUGCGCCCGAAGGUGAACAAAAAGAACGCCUAUCCUUUUCCGACAAACUGCAGUUGCAGCGAAGUAGUGUAACCUCAUUGGCUAUGGGAAAGCAUGAAGGUCAUGGCUCUGUCCUAGUUCAGCCAGGUGUUUUUGAAGAAUUGGACUCACAAGGGAGUUUGCAACACGACAAUGUCAAUAAGGGCUUGGUCAACUACGCAAAUAAGGAGCAGAAGGUCUUGAAGGUGAACGCGACAACUUCUAGCUGCACGACUGGUGUAGGAAUGAAGACUACAUCAAGAACCCACACGGGAGUACUAGUACCAGGAGCGCAGUCAUCAUCUUCAUCAUCUCUUCGGCAUGCUGGUACAACAGCAACAUCAGCAACCAACACGACAGGUAAUACUACUGCAGGAGGUGCUGGGGGAGCAGGAGCACCCGCACCAGCGGCCCCCUCGUCUUCCUCCUCUCCUUCAUUCCUGCUUUCUGGGGAUGAAUGGUAUGCCAUUCAGGCUUACCGGGCAGUGUCUCAGGCCUUAGGCAGAUGCAUACGCCAUCAACGAGAUUACGGCGUAAUGGUUCUCUUUGACUGUCGUUGGACUAAAGCCUGCAUAGAACGAAGACUAGCAAAGUGGCUACAGCCCUUCGUUUUGUACGACUACAAUACAAGCACGUUGGUGCCAGAGGGAGGUGCUGGACAAGGAUUGCAGCAGGUACAGGGAACGCCGCAGGUACAGGGACAAAAUGUUCGCGGACAUCAACCUGCUAUGGUGCAGCAGAUACAACAAGCACAGAGUGGGAGUAGUGGACCGCAUCAGGUUCCUGCUAUCAGUCCUGGUAUUGUCACAAAUGCAAGAAUUGCAGCAACUUCUUCGUCUUCAACGCUAAAUAAUCUUCCCGCAGAACAGAAUAUUGUCCAGUUAGCGAGGGUUGUGCGAGCACAUUUUGUCCAUAAUAUGAAACGCGUAGAAGAGGAACAGAAAAGUCUCAUUGCAGCGUUGAAAACUGUGGUCAGUAACAAGCCAGCACAACAAGAAGAUCAACAGAGGGUUGCGAAGGAGGAAGUAGAUAGGGAAGUGAUGAAGAAAAAAGUGCACUUUAGUACCUAAAUACUGUAGAAGUGGUGUUGAUGUGAAAGCAGCGUCAGCGUCGACUAUCACUCUCGUCUGGUAAUGCAGGUACUUGUGCCUCUGGCUAGAAGAAGGGGUGUAGGGUAAUGCCCAAAUUCUAGUGACGAAAAUAAGAUACAACUGGCUUGCCAGAGAAGUAUUCCCUAGACAAUUCAGUGUGUGCGUUUAAGAUUGGUCCUUCUAACUGCGAGGCUAUAGUGAAGUUAAAUAUCACCUAAGUACAAUCUAAUAUCUCACAGUCCAUUAUUGGCUAGACAAAUGAGUUGUCUGUUGCAGAGAGAAAGACUAGAUUGAGUCUGUCGUGUGCAUGGGUAUGUUGAGUCACGAAGGUAGUUACGACCAAAACUGAUUUUAUCCUCUCUGCCCUCUGAGCAAUUGAUGAUCAGUUGACAGAAAUUGCUGAGCAUGAAUUCAUCUGUGCAUCUGAGAGAGUAACUGGUCCUAAGCCUGAUAUCUGUCAAUGGAAGGAUUGAACUUCUCUGUUAUGAGCAUGAGGAAGCGAAGUCACAUUUCUUUGAGCAAGUAAUUGCAGCGACUGCGACGACUACUGAUUGUGUCAUCUUGUCACUAGGGAAGUUGCUCCUCUGGGC